ACGUAAAUGACACAGGUUUACGGCGGUGAGUAAACACUCCAGCGUUACUGCACAGCGAACGCGACCAAACGCUCUGCUUUGGACGCGAAUUCAUGUGUUAGGAGACCUUUAUUCCACAUGCUCAGCCUGCUGGUAAUGACGUUUAUCUCGCUGUUGCUUGUCGUGGGUGUGUGUCCAGUGUAGUCUGGAGGCUGAGCGUCCACCUGCGUGUCCUGCUUUUACCUGCGAGCUCUUUAUUGUUAAUAACCGACUCUGUCUACUGUCUGUACAGUAACUCCCAGCCUGCGCACAACGGCGCCUGCUGUUGAAGAGGGAAUUACAACAAUCCGACUAAAGAUCUGCGUUUAAUCCUUGAAAUGUGACGAAAGGUUUUCAGACUGGUUGGCUGUGAAGUGGUGCAUCGUCGAGAAACUGAGAUUUUCUUUACAGGGCACACUUUAAAAAGGUGGUUCUUCAGGGGUUCUUAGUAAAGGGAAUGGUUCUAUCUAAAACCAUGAGUUAUAUACUGAACCCGAUCGUGCUUAAAUGGUUCUUUGCAUGGUGAAAUGGUUCUUAUGAUUUAUAUAGAAUGAGUUGUGCAUGGAACCUUUUUGAAAAUGGUUCUGUAUCACCCCAAAAAGGUUUGUUUUCUAUUGUCACAAGCCUGACAUCUUAACAAUCGAAAUAUAUAGAACUCUUUAUAAAAGGUUCCAUAUAGAACCAGUACAGCCUGAAGGACUAUUUAAGCAUGGAUCUAUACAGAAUUCAUGGCUUCUGAAUAAAACCAUUUCCCUUACGAAAGGAAAAUAAAACCACCACACACUUACAAAAGACGGUUCAGAAAUAAGGGUUCUUUAGUAAAUGGAAUGGUUCUAAAUAGAACUAAAGAGCCAUCUGGUGUAAGUGUGUGGUGGUAAUAGCAGGGCUCUAGACUGUCUGCACUGGUUGCACUAGUGCGCCUAACUUUUUUUUUCUUAGGUGCACCCAAAUUUUUCGGCCACAUCGCAUUUAACGGCGCAGUUUUACAGGUUCACUUUUUUAAAAUCGCUGUCCAUAUAGACAACAUUGACUUGUAAAUGAUAACUAACAAUCUGGUCAACAUACAAUUCUACAGGUAACUUACUGAAAAAGUUUUGGUGCUUAAAGUGCUUCACUGAGCUGAAAUUUAAGGGGUCCCGCCCUUCACUGUCCCUGAUUGGUUUAGACCACAAUAUGGGCCUAAUGUGCGUCUGUCGUUGAACCACAGGGAGACUUUCAGAGUCGCAGAGACUUUUUUUUAGUUGCACCGUUGAGAAAUUAGGUCGCACGUUAGAGCCCCGAAUAGGAAAAUAGGGUCACAAUGGCUUCAACACAAAUAUAGCCAGUUUGUUUAUUACCCAAAACCAACAGUGAACUUGCACAUGUCCGCAGCUUUCUGCGAGGAUGGGUUUAUUGUAUUGUAUUGUGCCUCAUUCAAGAAGCAGUCCAGACUGACUGUAACACUCCUUAUAACUGUAGUCUGAAUGGACAGAGCUGAACUGCUGUAAGGUCAAUAGACAGCUGUGUAAAUGUUUCAGAUGUUGUUUUGUUGUACGUAUAACAUCACAAAAACUGAAUUCCACAUGGACUGUUUUUCUAGUUUCCAUAUAUGGACAGUAUGGACUGGAAAGUGAACAGAACAUCAUGCUCUUCAGGCGUCUGGUUCUAAACACCACUACUGUCAGUGUAUUCUAGGGUGUGUCAGCAGCAGAGGAAGGAAAGAUGCUCCAAACAAAGCAAAAACAACAACAGCACUUGUAUCAGCAAAUGCAGCAGUUUCCGCAUGUACCAAUACUGUCACGAGUACCAUCCACACAUUCACCGAUGGCGCCUCUCUUGGCCCUGCCUAACCAGCCACCCCGUCUCCAUGUUGAUCAUCGUAUGCAUCCAGGGGCAAGGAUGACACACAGACCUAUGGUAGGCCGUCCACCCAUCUCUGUAGUUAGACCAGGCUCUGCCAGCACCCAGAGCCUUCUCGGACCCAAACCUAUGAUGCAGCAGCCGGUGGUCAUGCACCAGAUGCCAGGAAUCUCAGGGGGUUCUGGGAAGCGGCUUCCACCACCAUUUUUACCUACAGGAGUUAGACAGUCACUUCUCGGGCCAGCGCCUGUUGGUACAUCAUUAAGGAACGCACACAUGGGUUUUGUGCCUGGACAUCAGCUUAAUUUGUAUUGUCCACCUUAUAAGAAUAAGAAAGGCGUUGUGCUCACCACUCAGAGGAUAAGGGAGCAUGGACAAAAACCAGCAGGGAAAAGUAAUGGACAAAUGACUAAAAGCAAAGCAGAUAUCAUCACUUCCCAAAAGGAAAAAAAAAUGGAAAUGUCCAUUAAAGAUGGUCAAGGUUCAUCGAAUGAACAGACAGAACCUCUUGCUAAAAAGCAGAAGAAUCAGAGAGCUGAUGAAGACUCUGAAAGUGGAGAUGCAGAGUGCAGGACUGCAGGCACAGAUUCAUCUGUGCUUCCAGAACAAGAUGAAGAGGAAAUCCAUUCUGCAGAAGCAGAGGAAGAUCUGGAGCAGGGCAGGACAGCAGAGGUUCAGGGUGUAGGAACAUCUCUGAAAGUGACCAUUCAACGCAGCAGUGACAGCCGAGCCUUCAGCACUGGACUAGAGGAGAGUCCAGCAGCUGCAGGUCAGAGCACGGACAAAGAGAAGAGCGAGUCUGCAGGUGAACUCUGCUGCAAAAUCUGCAAUGUGACUUGUCCUGAUCAACAGGACUUUCAGACUCACAUGAUCAGUUUGGAUCACCAGAUGAGGAUGAUGGAGAUUCAGCAUCUGAGUAACACUUGUCUGGCCACACUGCUACCCCAAAUACAGCAGACCCUACAGGGCACACUUAGAGAUAAAAAGCAGGGGCCGCGCUGGUGUGCCUUUUGCCAGUGUCACUUUAGUGGGGAUCUUAUUGAACACAGAAGAACAAAGAAGCACAAGAUGGCAAAGGUCUCCUCACGGCCAUUUUGCACAGUAUGUGAACGCCACUUCAGAACUCCGCGCAAAUUUGUGGAGCAUAUGAAAUCCCCAGAGCACAAACAGCGGGUUGAGGAGCUAAGAGAAGAAGGAGGACCUGAAGUCAUGGAAGAACUCAUAACAGUGGAUGCCGUUGGCUGCUUUGAAGGUGAAGAUGACUAUGAAGAAGAAGGAAAUGAAGAUGAGGAAGACACAGUGACUGAACAGCUGGUCCUUUCAGAGGAGAUUAAUGAUUGCAAUGACUAUGAUCCAGACACCCAAUAUGGCACUAGUUUUGUAGUGCCAGUAGCAGGCUUCCUUUGUAAGCUCUGCCACAAGUUCUACCAUUUUGAGUCCAAAGCUCGGGAGGCACACUGCAAGUCUCUCAUGCACUACCAGAACUUACAGAAGUAUAAGGCCAUGCUGAACCUGCCUCAGGAAGAUGAGGAAAUCUUAGCCAGCUCUUUAGGAGAGAACCCAGAGAAUAGCAGAGACUGUGCUGUGGAGAUGGAUGACAAAUAUGAGGAAGUAGAGAAGUCCAAAAGCCAGUCAGAUACUACUUGAAACCCACUAACAGAAGCUGUGUGUACAGUAAUACCCACAGUCUCAAACCCAUGUCCUAAGUCCUCAGGCACACAAAACCCAGCUGUAGUUAGGAAGCAUCACAGUUGUAAGAUGACCUCGGAUUCUGGCUCAACCAUACAAAAGAAGAAUUAUAACACAAAAGAAAAAUUAUAACUCAUCUGAAACCUGAAAGUUUGUGUCUUAUGUUGUUAAACUGUGUGUUACUGCUGUAAUUCUGUUGCUGAACAUAAAAAUCUGUACUCAGACUCACUACUUUGGACAGUAGGUUUUAACCAUUAUUUUUUUAAUACUGUAAAAUAGUUUUUAAAGAUGUAUAAAGGCAGUUGCAUUAAGAUUAUAAUUUCUUUAAAAUAUAUUUAAAAUACUCUACAAAAACUGCUGCAUUAUGAAUGUAAAAAGUUAUUUCUGGAGCUGUGAAAUUGACUACCAUAUGGUCAAGUACAGUGCAGACUGUAAGUUAUUAGAAAGAGGCUUUUUUUUCUUUUGGCCUUUUACUUGGCAAAUAGGAAAUGCAGCCAUUUUAAUACAUAUUUACCCCUUUUAGAGGAGUGUAAUAAACAGACAAAGACAGUGUUGAGUUGCCAUAGGGUUCAGGUCAUGACAAGGACUUUGCCAGUCAAAAACAUUGCACUUAUUAGUCAUGGAGCAUUCCAUUGUUGCUUUAGUAGUAUGAUAGGGAUAUUGUCCUGCUGCAAGAUUUGAUUGAGCAUUCAGUUUGGGUGUAAGCAGUUCAGAAAUAAAGCAAUUAAUUUUUA
This is a messenger RNA of Pygocentrus nattereri (red-bellied piranha), 4280 nucleotides long. It is a transcript of the gene ciz1b, whose product is annotated as cdkn1a interacting zinc finger protein 1b. NCBI's taxonomy places the organism in Eukaryota, Metazoa, Chordata, Actinopteri, Characiformes, Serrasalmidae. The record is from RefSeq and is a predicted model, not a curated record. Gene Ontology annotation, cellular component: nucleus. The transcript has 16 exons. Bases 1720 to 3504 code for a protein of 594 amino acids. Gene Ontology annotation, molecular function: nucleic acid binding; zinc ion binding.